GCGAGAAACACGGCAAAACACGGACGGGGGGUCCUCACCCCCUCGUCGAUGCCCAGUCGUCGCUCCGCUCGCGGCGGCGGUUAUGACAGCGGCGGCGGCGGCGGUUCGAUCGCGCGCCGCGUAGUCGCGUGAAAAACAAAACGGAACGAGGCGUAUUGCGCGGAGCGGAACGGAGCGGAGGUGCAGCACGCCGCUUCUGGGUGACUAGUGACGCUACAGAAGCUCACGGCAUCCUCCGAUUGAGCGGGUUCGACGAGCGAUCAGACCCGGCGGCGCAAAGGGAACGGAGUUCGCAGGGAAUCCAGAUGAGAAUGGGUAUCGCCAAGGGGGAAUGAUAGGAUGCAAGAGGGUAAUACCGCCGUUGCGCUAGCGAUGGUGACCCCCGGAUACGAUCAGGACCCAGCGAGUGGGGUCGCCGACUAUACGACUCAUCAGGAUCAGGCGCAGUUCGAGGCCGACAAGAGGGCCGUGUACAAACAUCCGCUCUUCCCGCUGCUGGCGUUACUCUUCGAAAGAUGCGAGCAGGCGACCCAGAGCUCGGACAACUCCACGUCCGAAAGCUUCAACAUGGAUAUACAGGCUUUCGUCCAGCACCAAGAAAGAGACCGAAAGCCCUUCUUGAUCAAUGACCCCGAGAUUGACGGUUUGAUGAUCAAGGCGAUACAGGUGCUGCGUAUUCAUCUACUGGAGCUGGAGAAGGUGCAGGAGUUGUGCAAGGACUUCUGCAACAGGUACAUCACGUGUCUGAAGGGCAAGAUGCAGAGCGAGAACCUGCUGCGGAGCGACUACAGCCACCACGGGCACGACAUGGGUCCGUCGAGUGGAAGCAACGGCAGCAGUCCGUUGCAGGUGCUGUCAUCUACAGGCAAUGAUGUUGAGUCGGGAGCUAACGGAUUCAGAGUGAGCCGUGGGGACGCCGUGGCGGAGAACGACGGCGCGAAUCCGCAUCACGCGCGGGAAGAGAGCGUUAAUCACGACCAACUGUCGUCGGUCCGACCGUCUUCCGCCGUCCAGCGCUCGGGCAAAUCCACUAGCCAGGACCACGACGAUCCGCUCUCACCGUCCACCGUACACGGAAGUACACCUCUCUCGCAAAUCGGGGCGCAUGGAUGCGCCCCGGUUAACGACAUGUAUCUCGGCCAAGACAUUACAGUUGCAGGCUCGCCUUCCCCCGCGGCGAGCGAAGACGAGGAGGAGGGUGCCGGCAACGCGGCCUCGAAUCACGCUGGGAAUCAUAGAAGUAAUCAUGGUAGCGCCAGAAAGGGACGUCAGAAGAGGGGUGUCUUACCCAAACAGGCAACCAGCAUCAUGCGAACGUGGCUCUUUCAGCAUUUAGUACAUCCUUAUCCGACCGAAGACGAGAAGCGUCAGAUCGCCAGCCAGACGAAUUUAACGCUGCUGCAAGUGAACAAUUGGUUCAUCAACGCCCGCCGACGAAUCCUGCAGCCCAUGCUGGACGGCGCGGGCACGGACGCGGCGUCGCGUGCGGGGAAACGUCACAAGACCUCGAAGCACACCGCGCAGCAGCAGGCGGCGCAGCAGCAGCAGGCGGGCUGGCAGUCCGAGGAUUCGGCGAGUGAUUCGGGCUCUAGCGACGGUGAGGGGGGUGCCGCUAGAUCGAAAGACGGUAACGAUAGCGAUGAGGAUGAUCUUCACUGACCUCUGUCGAUCACCGAAACGUCAACCUCUUUACGGUACCUUCAAAUCCAGUUGCUCAUUACAGUAUUAAGGUAUUCGAGAAUAGAUAUCGCUUUAACUGUCAAAUACGUAAUUAAUCUUGCGAAAGUUAAGAAUACGUGGGUAGAGGUUAUCACGCUCUCUGAUUAUUCGAUACUUUGAUACAUUUCGUCGACUGCUACCCAACCGUCUGCUUUUUUUUUUCAUGACAGCCGAUUAGAUCCUUAAUCUCUGCUCAUAUAUAUAUUUUACGUCACAAAACGUUGUAAUGAACUCGGAGAACUGAGAUUGAAUAGGUACUAGAAAGAGCAGCUUUACUUAAGUAACGUCUAACUCUCAAAAACGAAAAUACAUACGUUUACAUUGCGCUACGAGAAAAUGUUAUUUAUUUUUUGAGAACAAAUUUUUAAGUGAACGAUGCGCAAGUAGUGAAGAUACAAAUCUGAACCUUCUUUCGAAAUCACAAUCUUUUUGUUAGUUUUUAACAGUCGUGUCGCUUGUAACGAACGUACGUCCCUGAUGGUACCGUUGUUUAGGACGUUCAUGUAAUGUAUGUAAAAGAUGUAUAUUGUUUUAAAUAUAAUCACGUUACAUUGUGUAUGUUAUGCAUGUAUGUUACGUAUGUAACAUGAUUAUAUUGUAACAACUCGUCGAACAAAGAUACGCCGCGAAAAGAAAAACGAAAUGUUUUUACGACAGCCAAUGUUUCCCAUUCUUUCAAUGUACAUUCUUAAGCACGUGUCAGCCAGGAAUUAUAUUGUAUAAAUUUAUUCUUUUGUAUAUUUCCGAAUGGUACACUAAUUGUCGAUCGGUUUUUUUUUCGUAUAUAACUUUGAUAUUUCAUUAGGCGUAAUAAUAAAACAAGAUAAAGACAA
This is a messenger RNA of Wasmannia auropunctata (little fire ant), 2552 nucleotides long. RefSeq names its product homeobox protein PKNOX2-like. Bases 340 to 1659 code for a protein of 439 amino acids. The transcript has 7 exons. The record is from RefSeq and is a predicted model, not a curated record. Gene Ontology annotation, molecular function: DNA-binding transcription factor activity, RNA polymerase II-specific; RNA polymerase II cis-regulatory region sequence-specific DNA binding. NCBI's taxonomy places the organism in Eukaryota, Metazoa, Arthropoda, Insecta, Hymenoptera, Formicidae. Gene Ontology annotation, biological process: regulation of transcription by RNA polymerase II.